Molecule: messenger RNA, 7080 nt
Organism: Callithrix jacchus (white-tufted-ear marmoset)
Lineage: Eukaryota; Metazoa; Chordata; Mammalia; Primates; Cebidae
Gene: MACC1
Product: MET transcriptional regulator MACC1
Cellular component (GO): cytoplasm
Molecular function (GO): protein binding
Source: RefSeq, a predicted model, not a curated record
UCAGGAAGCAGAGGUGCAGGUGCCUGCCUGCCUAUGGAGCAAGGCAUGGUUGAAGAGUACCUGAUUUUGGUAGAGUGACUUUUAUUCACUAAAACCAUGUGUCUGAACUGAAGAAGCUGGGGAUCAUUUCCACAAAUGUUUGACUUAUUUUCCUCCAGACCGAAGUUACAGCAAAAAGUUUAUGAUCAAGGCACAUUGCUAAAAACUAAUCUACUUGACAUCAUGAAAAUCCAUCAGAGAUGGAAAAAUGUUAAUCAGUGAAAGAAAACAUUUUUGGUCAGGAGGAAUUACAUGAAGUAGGUCUGAAGGAAAUUUGGCUGACAUGGAAACUGGAAAACUCUCAGAAAGUUGCAAUAUUACAGGAUGCCAGGACCCAGGCUUGCUUCAAAAUUGGCCGGAUGCUUUCACCCUUCAUGAUGAUAAUGCUUCCAAAGUUACAAAUCCAUUCUGGAGUGAACUGUCUGCUUCUAAUCCAUUUUUGGAUGAUAUAUCUCAGCAAAGAAAUAAUGGAAAGAGAAAUAAUAUUUCCAUCUUAAAGGAAGAUCCUUUUCUUUUCUUCAGAGAAAUAGAAAAUGAAAAUUCUUUUGAUUCCUCAGGUGAUGAACUUGAUGUGCAUCACUUAUUUAGGAAGUCUUCCUCAAGAAAAUCUGGACGAUCUAAAAGUGUUUCAGAACUUCUGGACAUUUUAGACGAUACAGCAUAUGUCCAUCAGAAUAUACAUAACUCUGACCAGAUCCUACUACAAGACUUAGAAUGGCUUAAAAAUGACCGAGAAGCUUAUAAAAUGGCUUGGUUAAGUCAACGCCAGCUGGCCCGCUCCUGCCUUGAUUUGAAUACAAUUAGUCAGAGCCCUGGAUGGGCCCAAACACAACUUGCCGAGAUCACCGUAGCUUGUAAAGUAAACCAUCAAGGAGGGUCGAUACAACUACCUGAAUCAGACAUCACUGUUCAUGUGCCCCAAGGUCAUGUGGCUGUGGGAGAAUUCCAAGAAGUGUCUCUAAGGGCUUUCCUUGAUCCGCCACACAUGCUUAACCAUGAUCUUUCAUGCACUGUGAGUCCACUGUUGGAAAUCAUGUUAGGCAACCUCAAUACAAUGGAAGCCCUUUUGCUGGAGAUGAAAACUGGGGCUCAAGUGAGAAAGGAUCCUUUCAGCCAAGUCAUGACCGAAAUGGUUUGCUUACAUAGCUUGGAUAAAGAAGGCCCUUUUAAAGUGUUAAGCAACUGCUACAUUUACAAAGAUACUAUCCAAGUCAAGCUAAUAGACUUGAGCCCGGUGAUGUAUCUAGUGGUUGCUGCACAAGCUAAACCUCUUCAGUCACCAGCUGCCACCAUUUGGGAUUAUAUCCACAAAACCACCUCAAUUGGAAUUUAUGGACCCAAAUAUAUCCAUCCCAGUUUUACUGUUGUUUUCACAGUUUGUGGACACAAUUAUAUGCCAGGAAAGCUUACAAUUUCUGAUAUUAAGCAGGGUGGAAAAAACGUAUCUCCAGUUGUAUUGCAGCUCUGGGGGAAACAUUCAUUUUUACUUGACAAGCCACAAGAUUUAAGUAUUUCUGUUUUUUCCUGUGAUCCUGAUUUUAAAGUAAAGACAGAAAGAGAAAGAAAAGAAAUUAAACAGAAGCAGUUGGAAGCAGGUGAAGUAGUUCGUCAACAAUUUUUAUUUUCUUUAGCUGAGCACGGAGAAAUGCACUUGUUUGUUUUUUGUGUUCAGGUGGAGUCUCUCAAUGGUGAAACAGUUGCACAGUUCUCUGUCACUACCCCUGAUCCGGCCAGAAACCUAAAAAGGCUCUCUAAUCUGCCAGGCUAUUUGGAGAAGAAGGAGGAAAUCAAGUCUGCUCCUUUAUUACCAAAAAUGCUUGUUAAAUAUCCCACAUUUCAAGAUAAAACAUUGACCUUUACCAACUAUGGGGUAACCCUGAAAGCCGUGCUAAGACAAAGCAAGAUUGAUUACUUACUAGAAUAUUUCAAAGGGGACACAAUAGCUCUCCUCGGGGAAGGGAAGGUAAAAGCUCUUGGGCAGUCCAAAGUGAAAGAAUGGUAUGUGGGAGUCCUCAGAGGUAAGAUUGGACUUGUACACUGCAAAAAUGUCAAGGUGAUUCCAAGGGAGCAAGUAAUGCUUAUAUCAGAUGGUGUCUUUACAACCAGAAAUCUUCUCGAACAAAUUGCCCUGCCUUUAAAAAAACUGACUUAUAUCUAUUCAAUUGUAUUGACCUUGGUGUCAGAAAAAGUUUACGACUGGAAAGUUUUAGCUGAUGUCCUGGGUUACACGCAUCUGUCACUGGAAGAUUUUGAUCAAAUCCAAGUAGACAAAGAAUCAGAAAAAGUUUCUUAUGUUAUAAAGAAGUUAAAGGAAGAUUGCCACACAGAUAGAAAUAUGAGGAAAUUUCUGCAUGAACUUAUUGUGGCUCUUCUGAAAAUGGAUUGCCAAGGAGUAGCAGCACGUCUCACCCAAGAAGCUGCUGUUCUGACUUCAGCUGUCAAGCUUGGAAAAGGCUGGAGGGAACUAGCUGAAAAGUUAGCACGACUCACAAAGCAACAAAUAGAGGCAUAUGAAAUUCCUCAUCGAGGAAAUGCUGGAGACGUUGCUGUUGAGAUGAUGUGGAAACCUGCGUAUGAUUUCCUCUAUACCUGGAGUGCUCACUAUGGAAAUAACUACAGAGACAUGUUACAAGACCUUCAAUCAGCUUUGGACAGAAUGAAAAACCCUGUGACCAAACACUGGAGAGAAUUAACUGGAGCUUUAAUACUAGUAAAUUCCUUAGAGGUUUUGAGAGUAACCGCAUUCUCCACUUCUGAGAAAGUAUAGAAAUAAAGGGUGUGUUUCUGAUGGGAGGGGAAAUGGUGAGGUGAAAAUGGGGCAAUGCUCUGUGUGUGUGUGUGUGUGUGUGUGUGUGUGUGUAUGUAUGUGUGUAUGUGUGUCUAAGAAAGAAAGAAUCUCAGAAAAAGCCUUAUAUUAAUUUUCUUCAUGUUCAAAAACAACUUUUUUCUGAUGAAAGCACGGCCUAAUAUGAUAACCAAGACGAGUUUUAUCUUCAAAUAUGUAUUUUUGUGUAUGUUUCAAAUACAAAUAUUAGGUUGCUUUGUUCUUAUAAAGGAAAGAAAAAAGAAAAAUGCCCUCUAUUUCAAUGUUAUUUUUAAUUUCCUAAGUUAAAGCUGUUAGAAUAAUUACAUCACACAGAUACCUGGAUAAACUGGAGGCUAUCAACAUGAACCCGGCAGUGUUCCCAGGAAGCAGGUAGAAAGAAGAGAAACAAGCACACACCCAGUGGCCAGUCACGGCUGCAUGCUUUCCAAACCUGCCCUCCUCAAUUCAUCGGCAGGGAUAGCAAGCAUCACCCCUAUUUUUCACGUGGAGAAACUAAGGACGGGAGAGAAUGUCUAAGGCUACAUAGCCAGUGCAAAGUCAGUUUUCUUCUUGAAAAACCUGUUUCUAUAUCUUUUUAAAAAAUCAUACUGCAUAAAAAGAAUAGUAAAAAAAAAAUACAUGUUAAGACUUACAGGGAAACAGUCAUCAUUUCAUUUUAAUUGAGACUUGUUACUUCUUUUCAUCAUCUCUUGAAAGACUGUCUGGAAAAUAUGACUUAUCAGAAAUCUGUUGUCUGCAUGCAUGGACCUAGAGUUUUCAUCAGCUUCCUUCACCAUCUUGGGACUUUGCUAAUCCUGCCUAAUUUGGGACUGCAGGAUUAUAAUGUAAAAUAGUUCUUUAGCUCUCAGGGAUUUUGAAUGAUGUGAGUCAUUAAAAACAACCACCACCAGAAACUUGAUUUAUCACUACUGAGUAGAGCAGUCUUAACCAACAAAAACACUGCUAUCUUUAUGUUGACAUGCUCCUGCAAACGUGUGUGUGUGUGUGUGUGUGUGUGUGUGUGUGUGUGUGUAUACCACAGUGAUUUAUCUUCAUGUUGGCAUGCUCACGCAAACACAAAUGUGUGUGUAUGUGUACCAAAGUGUUUUGUGUCUUUUUUGAGACUGAGUCUAGCUCUGUUGCCAGGCUACAGUGCAGUGGCGUAAUCUCAGCUCACUGCAAUCUCCGCCUCCUGGGUUCAAGUGAUUUCCCUGCCUCAGCCUCCUGAGUAACUGGGUGUAGUGCCACCACACCCAGCUAAUUUUUGUAUUUUUAGUAGAGACAGGGUUUUACCAUGUUGGCCAGGAUGGUCUCAAACUCCUGACCUUGUGAUCCACAUACCUCUGCCUCCCAAAGUGUUGUGAUUACAGGCGUGAGCCACCACACAAGGCCACCACAGUGUUUUAUAAAGGUUUUGGAAGAAAAAAACUAUAUAGGACCCUGGGCCAGUAUAAAUACUAAUGACUGGCAGAGUUCACAAAGAUGUUCUGUGCUUCCUCAUCUGUUCAAUCCUCUGGUUGCCAGCCAGUGUUUAUUGGCCAGUAUUUGGAUAGUCAUUCAUUUAUUGUCAUUCAGUCAAUAGGUAGAGUAUAUGUGUCUAUUUUUUGGCAGGCAUAUAGAUGCCUGAGAUUAAUAAUGGAAAAAACACGAACUCUGACUUUAGUAGUGCUAAGUGAUAGCUAAUUUUUAAAAUGGCACUGUUAAAUAUAAAAUGGCAUGCAUAAUAACAGUAGCAAUGGAGAGGUUGUGAUGCUAUGAGAUACAAACAUAGAGAUGCCAUCAUAUGAAACUGGAAGUGGGGGUGGGUCGGGUCAAUUUCUGCUUGGAAAGAAAUAAUGAACUUGAUGGAAGAGAAAGCAUUGUCUCUUGUGUGAUGGAGUAUAAGGGGUGAUCCCACAAAGCACUGAAGCUCUCAGAUGGCUGGGAGCUGAAGAGGUGCAGGAGGCAUGAGUAAAGUAGUGAAAGGAUAAAAGAUUCAAGAAUGAGAUGAGGAUGGAGCAAGAAGAGGCCGCAUUAGGGACAUUAAGGCUGCUGGAAUUUAGAAAGAAAAGACACAGCCUCAAAGAAAUGUGAGUAAGCUGAAGAAGGAUUUUGUUUUGGGAACCUGAAUAAAAGGUGUCCAUUUGGCUAGAAAGGAAAAGCAGAAUCUUUUUAGAGCUUUUAAUACACCCACCCUAGGGUAUUUGGUAUGCUGUAAAUGGUAAUUCAAAGUGGGGGUUUAAGAACAAUCUUUAGGGUUUCCGAUAUUAUAGUUGAUGAUAAGGGAACACAGCCUGACCAAAGAGUCAUGUAUACACAUUCAAGGACAGAAUUUAUUUUAAUUGAAGAUAAAUUAUGGGAGAAGGAAAAACACUGCAGUUUUUACUUUUAGCAUAAUCGUUUUUCGUGGUGAUUUUGCUUUCUUAAGAAUCAUUCUUGGAAUCUUAUUAACAUGUCAGCUAACCAGAGAAUUUUGGGAAGGGAUAUUAGGGAAUUAGUAACUGGGUUUUCCCAGGCUCCAAGAUCUGAGAAGACAGAGGUCUUGUUAGCUGAUUAGUGUAGUAAGAUUAAAUAAAUCAUUUCGGCUUUAUACUGCAUCAUGUAUUAGGAUUGUGAUUAACAAUAAUAAGAGUUUUAAAGAAUGAAAAACAUAAUAUCUGUCAUGUAAGGAUGAAACAAUGGUUUAAAUAUUAAUACACGCAAAUAUUUAUAAUAUUGUAACAAAUCCUUCCAGAGGAAUUUUUUUUUUGAGCCAAAGUCUGGCUCAGUCGCCCAGGCUGGAGUGCAGUGUUGCUGUCUCCACCCACUGCUACCCCUACCUCCUGGGUUCAAGCAAUCUUCCUGCCUCAGCCAUCCAAGUAGCGGGGAUUGCAGGCAUGUACCAUUAUAUCUGGCUAAUUUUUGGAUUUUAUUGGAGACAGGGUUUCACCAUUUUGGCCAGGCUGGUCUCAAACUCCUGAUCUCAGGUCAUCCACCCACUUUGGCCUCCCAAAGUGCUAGGAUUAUAGGCAUGAUCCACUGCUCCUGGUCUUCCAGAGGAAUUUUAAGCCUAAGUCCAAAUAUUCUGUUUGUAUAAAUAUAUUCUAAUGUUUUAAAUAAAUUGUUUCUACUUUCCUGAACUUUAUAUUUUUUCUAUAUAAUGGAUUUUCAUAAUCAGAAAAGAUUAAAUUAGUAAUCGUGAAUUGCCUUUAAUAUUUGGCAGUAAGUCAAUAAAAUUAAUAAGGCACUUAUAUCCCGUCUUUGACAUCAUUAAAAGCAUCAAAUCCCAUUAAUCUAAAAGUUCUUUAAGCGUUUUGAAAGUAGAAAAUGCUUACAUGGUUCUUUCAGUUCCUCAGGCUUUUUGUCUAAUGAUGCAUGACUUACGAUAAGAUUUUAAUUCAGUGCCCAGCUUGAAACAUAAUAAUUUUUCUGUGUACGCCACAGAUCCUCUACUUCCUUGUGUUAAAGCUUUAUAUGAACCAAUUAAGGAGGAGCAUUCAAUAAUGUGUCAUUAACUGUUCAUACUAAUAAAUGGAUGCAGCACAUUUUUAUGGCCUGUAAUGUAGCACAUACUAUAUAAAGAUUACAGUUUGGGGAUGACUAGGUUUCUGGAAGGAGUAGAAUGCUAAAUCGAUGGAUGACAUUGGGCUGAAAAACAUUGCUGCUACUAAUCAGCUUUGAAUGUGUGACGUGAACAGACAAUAGAGAACUUACAUUCAGAUUUGUACAGUGCUAUAAUUGGACGUUUAAGGACUUGAAUUUUUAUACUGCGCUCCUAUAAAUUAUGUUUUCUGUAAUUGUUUUAUCUAAGGAAUAUUUGAGGUAGCAUAAAAAAAGAGAAUAAUGAACAACAAUGUCACUGGAGGCUUUUAAAAUUAAAAUAGAUCUUCUUUUAUUCUUAUACAUAGGUAAGUCCCUCCUCCUCCUCCUAUAUGAACUUUUCACAUGCUGCUGUAUGGUUUAGUGAGAGUGACAUUUUAAAGAACAUCAUGAUUGCUAAGAUAAUCCAAAGACGUCUUUUCAGAAUAAAAUGACAUGUUGAAGGUUUGUUUCUUGUAUCUAUAUUUACUGGUCCACAGCACAAAAUAAAAUGACCACAUAUACACAGGAAACUUGAAUUUGUACAUAUGUAGCAUCUGAUAUGUAUCUGAUAUUCAGCAUCAAGAUUUCACUGAACAUUGUAGAAAUGUGUAUUUUUUGCAUGUAUAUUUUACUUGAUUUUCUAUUUAUGUACAUCCAGAAAGUUUUAAGCCUAAUAAAUAGUUUUAUGAUUUUGA